GGCUUCAACCAAACACAGAUCAAGUUUCGAUCUAUUUCUGCGUGUUUUUUUCUUACCCUUUCUUUCCUGAACCCUAGCCAGCCUACUCAUCCAUCUGCAUCAAUUUCAACUUGGAGCUUUUCUUAUUCAUCCUUGGGUUUGUGUUUGGGUUUGGAAUUCCAAUUCUGAUUCUGAUUUCGUCUUUGGUGGGCUGCAAUUGCUGGAUCCACCUUCUCCACUGCACUACACAUGUGUGCUUAACUCUUCACUUUAGCUGCAAGUUCAAUCCUGCAUUCUAUUUCUAUGGCUUCAAAUCACGUAUCAGCUGCUGCAGCCCCGCCGCCACCCAAACGAAGUCGUCUUCCUACCCCUACCCGUGGCAAAGCAGACCAGGUCCGAGAAAUUCGGGUGUGUACUAACCGCACGUGCCGCCGGCAAGGAUCCUUUCAAACCCUGGAAACCCUCUCCAGCCUCGCUCCUCCAAACGUCGCCGUAAGGCCUUGCGGCUGCUUGGGCCGGUGUGGCAGUGGCCCCAACCUGGUACUCCUGCCGGAUGGCUUCAUCGUGGGCCAUUGCGGGACCGCAGCUCGGUCAGCAGAGAUUAUGGCAAGUCUGUUUGCUGGAGGAGAUAACUAUGGCCAAGACCCCACGAAGAAUAGUUUGGAUGCCCUUGCUUUGAGGAAGAGAGCAGAUAUUGAGUUUGAGAAGCGAAAUUUCGUUGAGGCUGAGCUUCUCCUCUCACAGGCUAUAGAUUUAAAGUCAUUUGGUGGCAUGCAUGUCACAUUUAAAUGCAGGUCAUUGGUAAGGCUGGAAUUGGGAAACUACUCUGGUGCCCUCAAUGAUGCUACAGAGGCUCUGGCAUUAGCUCCCCGGUAUUCUGAGGCUUAUAUCUGCGUAGGUAAUGCCUUUUUGGCAUUGGACAAAUUUGAUUUGGCAGAACAGUCAUAUUUAGCAGCUUUAGAUAUAGAUCCUUCGAUCCGUCAUUCUAAAUCGUUCAAGGUUCGAAUAGCAAUGCUUAAGGAGAAACUUGCUGCUGCUAAUAGGACAUAAAUGUGCCUUGUGAAUGAAAGUCCCCUUAAUUCAAUUACAAUGAUGUCAGGACUGAGAAGGAAUAAAAAAAAAAAAAUUUCAAGGUAUGAAAAUGCCUUGUGCAUUGUAUUUAAGGAGAUUCAAGUGAAGUUUAUCCAAUAAAAAUAAUUAUUAUUA
This is a messenger RNA of Lotus japonicus, 1185 nucleotides long. RefSeq lists its product as uncharacterized. The record is from RefSeq and is a predicted model, not a curated record. NCBI's taxonomy places the organism in Eukaryota, Viridiplantae, Streptophyta, Magnoliopsida, Fabales, Fabaceae. The coding region runs from base 283 to 1029 and encodes 248 amino acids. The transcript is spliced from 7 exons. Gene Ontology annotation, molecular function: protein binding.